Molecule: messenger RNA, 702 nt
Organism: Lichtheimia ornata
Lineage: Eukaryota; Fungi; Mucoromycota; Mucoromycetes; Mucorales; Lichtheimiaceae
Exons: 3
Coding region: 1-702 (233 amino acids)
Source: RefSeq, a predicted model, not a curated record
AUGGGUGCCCAAGCGUCAAAACAAGCUGUGCGACGAUUGCCGAAAGAAGUUCGACGCGAUCCUGCUGCUAUCCAUGAAUAUCCCACAGAGACACCUUCUUCAUUACGAGAGUCAGCUGCUGAUCUUUUGGAAGAGUUUCCCGAGCAAGAGACACGCGAUCCACAACUUGACAAGAAUCUACGAGAACUUGGCCCUGUCAAAGUCGAGCAAACAAUGACAAAAAUGCGAACAUCCGAUCCUAUGCUGCAUAUCAUGCGUGAACGACAACGUAUCGAGGAUGAGGAAGAGCGACGACCCGGCACUAGCAUUGACGUGAUUUUCUCUGUUUUGGAAAGACGUAAACGCUUUGCGCCUGGCGAUCUCGAUAAACCGGAUACAUGGAAUGAACUUGAAAAGAGCUAUCAACUUGAUCAACCUACGCUCAAAACGCUCUACAAGUAUUACAACACGAUGGCUGUACUUCCCGCACAUCCCGAAGAUCAAAAGAAACGACGACAUGGUAUUUGGGUGAAUGACAAGCAGGAAUGGAAAGCGGCCUUGGAUAAAGCCAAUACACGCAUUGAAGAAUACAAAAAGCAACAACAAAGGGAAUCUACCAUGGACACUUCAUCAUCAUCGACACCACCCCCAUCAUCAUCAUCAUCCUCUACAAGUCCCAAAUCCGCUCGAGAAAAGAAGUUAGAAGAAUUGUUUGAAGAUUAA